Molecule: messenger RNA, 3821 nt
Organism: Macaca mulatta (Rhesus monkey)
Lineage: Eukaryota; Metazoa; Chordata; Mammalia; Primates; Cercopithecidae
Source: RefSeq, a predicted model, not a curated record
UCCAGCGCUAGGGAAGUGGCUUGACUUCUGCAGGUCACCGAGCAGCUACCUGGUGGGGUCAGGACUAGAGCCCAGGCCUCCCGACUCCCUACCCGGCCCAGCACCCUCUCCACUACACAUCCACGUGGGGCUCCAUGAGCACUCCAAGGGAGACUGCCCAGGCUUCUCUGGGGGUUGAGUGCCCAGGAUGUGGGAAGAAGACCAGGGCACAGAGAGGAGGGGCCAGCCCAAGAGAUUAGGAGGGAUUUGUGUCGGGACCUGGACGGAGCAGUCACACACGGGCGGACUUUACCCUGGGUGACAGAGAGCACAGUGGGCCCUGGAGGAGAAGCAAGGGGUGGCGCUGAGGAGCUGGUGGAGGAGGAGAGGCGGGGUGAGAAAUUAGAACCUGGAUCUAUGAGGCAGCCAACGGGAGGUGCCUCCAGGCAGGAGGGCCCACCGCCCCUGGUUUGGAAAGAGAUUGCCGUUAGAGAGGGAGGAAGUCGUGAAGCAGAUUUGCACAUAUGGCUUGUAAAACUGUUUUCUUUUAGCUCUAACUUGUAUAUGUGGGAAUCAGCCACCUAGAAUUGCUGAUUGAAUGAAAAGACAUUUAAAGGCAUAAAGACAAGUCAUGGGGAAAGAACUGAGCAUAGGGGUGUCCCUUGUGCAGGGGAGAGGGAGAAGGAAAAACCCAGGAGCUUCUGAGACUGGAAGGAUGGUCGCCUUUGAGAACAGACAGACAGUAGUUGCGUGUGUGACUGUGAGGACAGAAAUUUAUCUGCUGUGACCCUGUGGAGCACAGAGAAGAUGGGACGGCAGAGGGGUUCUGAGAGGGAAGCUCUGGGACACUGGAGGAGGUGGUUUCUCUGGCCACUGUGUUUGCCAGCAUGUAGGGAGGGGAGUUCCCAAGGUGGUCCCCAUCUCCAUAGCACUCUCUCUCUCUCUUUCUCUCUCUCUCUGGGUGGCUGGCUGCUCGAAUCUGCCUGGUGCUGCCAUGCUUGCAGGAGCUUUCUGGAGCAUUCCGGAGCAUUCCUGAGCAGCCUUUCUCUCCAUACAGAUGGGGGACGAGAGCCCCAGAGUUCAAGAGGGAUUGCAGUUCAGUUCUGGCGGGGCCACACAGGGAUCAGGUACAAAGAGCAGAGGGAGAGCUGUCCCAAGCAUGCUGUUCGCUGUGACGGGGUGGUGGACUGCAAGCUGAAGAGUGAUGAGCUGGGCUGCGUGAGAUUUGACUGGGACAAGUCUCUGCUUAAAAUCUACUCUGGGUCCUCCCAUCAGUGGCUUCCCAUCUGUAGCAGCAACUGGAAUGACUCCUACUCAGAGAAGACCUGCCAGCAGCUGGGCUUCGAGAGUGCUUACCGGACAACAGAGGUUGCCCACAGGGAUUUUGCCAACAGCUUCUCAAUCUCGAGAUACAACUCCACCAUCCAGGAAAGCCUCCACAGGUCUGAAUGCCCUUCCCAGCGGUAUAUCUCUCUCCAGUGUUCCCACUGCGGACUGAGGGCCAUGACCGGGAGGAUCGUGGGAGGCGCGCUGGCCUCGGAGAGCAAGUGGCCUUGGCAAGUGAGUCUGCACUUCGGCACCACCCACAUCUGUGGAGGCACGCUCAUUGACGCCCAGUGGGUGCUCACUGCCGCCCACUGCUUCUUCGUGACCCGGGAGAAGGUCCUGGAGGGCUGGAAGGUGUAUGCAGGCACCAGCAACCUGCACCAGUUGCCUGAGGCAGUCUCCAUCGCCGAGAUCAUCAUCAACAGCAACUACACCGACGAGGAGGACGACUAUGACAUCGCCCUCAUGCGGCUGUCCAAGCCCCUGACCCUGUCCGCUCACAUCCACCCUGCUUGCCUCCCCAUGCAUGGACAGACCUUUAGCCUCAAUGAGACCUGCUGGAUCACAGGCUUUGGCAAGACCAGAGAGACAGAUGACAAGACAUCCCCCUUCCUCCGGGAGGUGCAGGUCAAUCUCAUCGACUUCAAGAAAUGCAAUGACUACUUGGUCUAUGAUAGUUACCUUACUCCGAGGAUGAUGUGUGCUGGGGACCUUCGUGGGGGCAGAGACUCCUGCCAGGGAGACAGUGGGGGGCCUCUUGUCUGCGAGCAGAACAACCGCUGGUACCUGGCAGGUGUCACCAGCUGGGGUACAGGCUGUGGCCAGAGAAACAAACCCGGUGUGUACACCAAAGUGACAGAAGUUCUUCCCUGGAUUUACAGCAAGAUGGAGAGCGAGGUGCGAUUUGGAAAAUCCUAACCAGCUGGCCUCCUGCUCUGCACAGCACCAGCUGCUGUGAAGACUCUGGCUACAGUGACUGGCCAUGUGUGGCAUCAUCUGGGCUAAUGGCCACCAGGCACCAUCGGACUCUCACCUCCACUGUCUGCUCUGUGUGUGUGUGUGUGUGUGUGUGUGUGUGUGUAUGUACAUAGUGUGCAUUACCACUCUCGAGUUUUUCAGAAACCAGCAGAGCUGUCAACUCUUCUCAAAAUCCCAGGCUGGAAAUUACCUGGAGACAAGAGCCUGAGUACUGUGGAUGUUCCUACAGGGGUGUCCAUAGAUGGAUGGAGGAGGUGGAGCCCAGAGCCCAAGGAAGGGCCUGGAAUUCUUGCUUCUCUGACCCUCACUUACAGACUAGCCCAGUGUGGACAGAUGCCAGCAACCCAGGUGACGCCAUUGCUGUCCCGGGAAGGAUCGCGGGUUUUGGUGGAUGCAGCUUCCCCGUGCCUGGACUGUCUUCUGAGGAAAGCUGCUCCUGUUGUCGUUACGAGCAUCGAGCCCUCACUCAGACCUCCUGCUGGAGCCGUAUAUGUCCGCAGCUGAGCUGUGCUAUGGCUAACCAGGCUGACAACGGAGAUGAGGAUUCACUGUACUCAUUUGGUCAUAAGCUGCUGGGGCGGGUUUUAUUUUAUUUUAUUUUUAUAUUUAAGAAAUGAAAAUACGGGUAUUUUUAAAGAUUCUCCAAAAACUCCAGGAGCCUUGACAGCUAGCAUCAAUCAGCCCAAGACCACCAGGGGACUCCUGGGAAGUGUCAUAUUUUAAGAGUCCUACAGAAUAUUUCUGGCCUCAAGGGACUGGAUGAAGAGACUGGACUGAGUCCCCAGGAUGGACAUCUCCCAAGUCACUACAGCAUCUGGAGCCCCUAGGAGAUACUCAGGGAAGCAAAUACUCUUUUGGACUGGCAAGCAAAUCUGACAUGACGAGGUCCACAAACUGUUUCUGCAUCCAAGGGCCCUGACAAAGGCAUGAAGAAACGGAUGCUGUUCCUGCAUAGGCUCCCAAGGGCCCCAGGGAGGUCCAGGUGGAGAGCAUCUCUCAUUCCCAGGGACUGUCCUGGGACUUUGGAAUUUCUUCUCAGCUUUCUCUACCUUUCAAUUUCUCAGUUGUUCCGGAAACAUAAUACUGACAUAAAAACUGCCAUGGAGAGAAACCUAACGUGGUCCCAGGCCCUCCAGGCAGCGCUUCUGAAGGAUCCAAGUUGACCAUGUUCCUGCAAAUCAUCAGUGUGCCUGGACUUACCAGUAAAAGCCUGGGCCUUCAGCAGCCUUUUCUCUGGGGCAGCUAUUCCUCUGCCAGCCGUGCUCCCCUCACCUUCCUUGGGCCCGUCAGGGUCUUUUGUGGUGCUAUGUUUCUCAGAGGCAGGAUCCAAGCAGAUCAACCCAGCCUAGCCCAGCUCAGGCAGGCCGUGGCCGCUCAAGGGAAAGACUGCCCCAGAAGAGCAGGCUGGAGAGGCUGGGCAGGGGCUCAUGGGGCUAGGUACACUGGGGAAUGUUAGCAAGACUGGCAAGGUGGCCACAUUCCUGUCUGCAGCAGCCCCCAGUGAUGGUCUUCAGCAAUAAAAGUUGUGUGACCUGAGA